AUGGAUGAAAGCAAGACAUGUAUUUCUGUAUUUGCAAUACCCAUCACAUUCUGCAUUUUUUUUCCAAAGUAAGAACUGUUCAUUGAUUCUAUAAAGGAAAUGGUAUUUCUUAAAUCUCAAUAAGUCUACUGGAAUAUGAGCAAAAAAUAUGAUAGAAUCUAACACAAAAAGCCACAUGCUCAUUUGAAAUAAGUUUGCUGCAAUAGACCAAUAUCAAGUUUCAGGGAUGCUGAAAAGCACCACAACUGUGACAGGAACCAGUGUUCAUCAACAGUACAGGAAUCUAACGGCAUAUUUCCAAAUGUAAAAGGUGACUUCUGUUUCUGGAGCGCUAGAACCGAAAAAAACUGUCCAUGGAAAACUUUACAAACGAAACGCAGCUCUCGGAAGGUACGGGUACAGACGGCACUGACCUCAGCGUCCGCGCUGUAACGGGGUGCCUUUUAUUUCUUCUGAUUCUUUCAACUCUGUUGGGAAACACGCUGGUCUGUGCUGCUGUCAUCAAAUUCAGGCACCUGAGGUCCAAAGUCACCAACUUUUUUGUCAUUUCCUUAGCUGUGUCAGACCUUUUUGUGGCAGUUCUUGUCAUGCCAUGGAAAGCAGUCACCGAGGUCGCAGGAUACUGGCUCUUUGGGGACUUUUGCGACACCUGGAUUGCCUUUGACAUAAUGUGCUCCACGGCUUCUAUUUUAAAUCUGUGCAUUAUAAGCCUCGAUAGAUACUGGGCGAUUGCCAGCCCUUUCAGAUACGAACGUAAAAUGACUCAGAGGGCUGCUUUUAUCAUGAUCGGAGUAGCAUGGACACUCUCCAUCCUCAUUUCAUUCAUACCUGUACAGCUAAACUGGCACAAAGCCCAAGAGGAAGAUUUACCUGCAAAUUUCAGCAAUCAGACUGAAAACUGCGAUGCCAGUUUAAACAAGACGUAUGCGAUUUCUUCUUCCUUAAUAAGCUUUUACAUCCCCGUUGCCAUAAUGAUAGGCACCUACACAAGGAUUUACCGUAUCGCACAGACACAGAUCAGGAGGAUAUCCUCUUUGGAAAGGGCUGUAGAACACGCUCAGAACUGCCACCACCACCCCAACGACUGUCCGCACGAGAACUCCCUUAAAACGUCUUUUAAAAAAGAAACAAAGGUUUUAAAGACGCUGUCUAUUAUCAUGGGUGUCUUUGUGUUUUGCUGGCUGCCCUUUUUCGUGUUGAACUGCAUGGUACCCUUUUGUGACGUGAACAUAUAUGAACUUGGCGAGCCUCCGUGCGUCAGCGAAACAACUUUUAACAUUUUUGUAUGGUUUGGUUGGGCCAAUUCCUCUUUGAACCCGGUUAUAUAUGCCUUCAAUGCGGAUUUCAGAAAAGCCUUUUCAACCAUACUGGGAUGCAACAAGUUUUGUUCCAGCACCACAGUGGAGGCAGUCAAUUUCAGCAACGAGCUGGUUUCCUAUCACCACGACACCACCUUUCAGAAAGAGGCUCCAAUAGCUUUUACUAGUAGUAAAGGACAGCUCCCUCAGUCGGUCGAAGAACUACUAGAUCCAUUUGAUAAGCUUUCAGUCAUCUCGCAGACACCUAGAAGCCGCAAGAACCUGCUGCUGCCCGCAGUAGUUCAGUUCGAAUGUGAAGCUGAAAUUUCAUUGGACACCAUAACACCAUUUACAUCUACGGAACCUAACGAAUGUGAUUUAAUUCCUGGUCAAAUACGAGAUUAAAAUACCAAUCUCUUUCAAUCCUCAUCUUUGAUCAGUGAAAACUCAUGAGUGACAUGAACACAUUUGUGACACCAGGGCCUUAAGAAGCCCAUUGCUCAUUUCAAGACCUCCAAUAGCUUUAAAACUGUACUCUGUAUAUUGAGAAGUGCAAAUCGUUGUUAUUUAAUAUUUAUCUCGUGUAUCAAUUAAAUCAAUUAAAUCAUUGUAAAAAAAUAACAGGAUUACAGCUAUUGCCAAAAGUUUAACUAAUUUUCCUUCAUAAAGUCAAACGAAAUCUGCUGAAUAAUAUUACACUAAAAUAUUGAAUUACAUACCGCUUUGUAAUGAAAAACUGACACAAAUUUUGAAAUGUGACAUUUCAAAAUCUAACAUGAAACACAGUAUACUAUUACAACUCCAGGUAGACUUUUGUGAUAUCAUUUUGUAGUUAUAAUGUUAAAUAAAAUAUCUAAAUUAUUAUUAUUAUUAUUAUUAUUAUUAUUAUUAUUAUUAUUAUUAUUAUUAUUAUUAUUCAUUAUGUCUCAACCCUAAAAUUCUGGAUGAUGCAAAACUUUUGGCCAUAGCUGCAUAUUGCAAGACAUUAGGUUUCAUCUAAAUUUAUGUCUAAAUGUCUUGUCAAAAUCUUUUAAAACAUGCGUUUUAACAAGGAAAAUGAGGUUAACAAUUUAAGUGUUCUAGCCUGUUUGUACUUUAGUCAGCAUAUCUUGCCACUCUGUAUUUAUUGAUAUAGUCCUUUUUUCUAACUACCAUUCUGUAGAUCUGAUUCUUUGAUGUUUUUGUAGAUUUCAGUAUUAUACAUUUUACAUGUAAAAUGCAUUUGUCAGAUUGCUCUAAUCGUGCCCUUCAGCCUUGUUGAGAAUGCAAAACAUAAUAAACA
Molecule: messenger RNA, 2580 nt
Organism: Acipenser ruthenus (sterlet)
Lineage: Eukaryota; Metazoa; Chordata; Actinopteri; Acipenseriformes; Acipenseridae
Product: D(1C) dopamine receptor-like
Exons: 1
Coding region: 354-1703 (449 amino acids)
Biological process (GO): adenylate cyclase-activating adrenergic receptor signaling pathway
Cellular component (GO): membrane
Molecular function (GO): G protein-coupled receptor activity
Source: RefSeq, a predicted model, not a curated record